AACUUCAAUGAACUAUGUUUGCCAGUAUUUAAAAAUAUUGACAUCAUUUUCAUCUACCACUCGGGUGAUAAACCAUUGAAUGUUUCGCAUUAAUAAUCUAUUUUUAUCAAUGCUAUCGAUGGAGAAGACCUCGUUUGUGUACCGUGUAUUGUUACUGAUCGUCUUCAUUGUUUGUCUGGCGCUUCCUGAUCAAACACAGAAGAAUGUAAGUUGUUUCUCAUUUAUUCAUACCGAUACCAAGAGUCCCAUGAUGUUAGAGGAUACUUGUUUUGAAAUCAGCGACAACACAACAAACAGUAUGUAUACAGGUAUAUUUCUAGACGUGAUAAAGUCUUCAUGCAAAUAUUACGAUAUGCAAUUAGAAGAUGUCAAAAAGUAUAUUGUUGAGGACUCCCACCAGCGACCAUUGUGUAGAAUAAGGAUGACGAUGUCUAUCGAUACAACACAGUGCACAGAAACCAUUGCAAUAAUACAGCAUUUCUGUAAACAACCAAAAUCAAUUUAUUUUCAAGAUUGUUUUCCUGUCAACUGCCCAAGUACUAAUAAGAAGAAAAUAAAUGGUGAACUUUUAAAACGACUUCAUAAACAGAUAAUACUUUGUUGUAAAUGUUUUCUUUAAGGAAGUACUAUACAUCGUCAUGGUUAAAAAUAUAAACAGCAGCAAUAUUUGUCUAUUCAUUUCAAAUAUCAUUGCAUAGCUGAGUAGCUUAGUAGGUUAGCGCGUCAACUGCUGAACUGUAAAUCAUGGGUUCGAAUUCAGCGGGGUUUUAAUGGUUAUUUUCUGAUAAAACUGCAUUUUUUAACAAAAUAAAGGAAAUUCGAAAGUUUUCAAUUUCAAAGUAUUGUUGCACAUAUCCUCGACUUUUCAUCCACAUCUCUCUGGUGUAGAAUUCCUCCUUUAAAAUCAGAAACCUUCUUGAAAACGAUGAAUCGUUCAUGUUUAUAGAGACUGAAUAUAUCAGUACAUAUGUCCGGAUUUCCCAAACCAAAGACAGGCAAUAUUGGACAAGGUGUUUACAAAAUUCCUACAUCUCACUGCACCAUGAAACAAUGUAAACUAGACAAAUGCUCUACCGAAGAAAUGAAGAAAAGGAUUCCGAAAAAUGAUAUGGAUAUUUAAAGCUGACAUGAAUUAAUAAAUACGUACACCUUUCUCAUCUUAUCCGCCAUAUUUCUUUCAGGUACCCUAAUUUACUCUACCCGUAUAUACCCCAAAUAUGAUUGUCUCACUUGAGUGAUUUUUCUAGGUGGACUCGACCAGUGCACAUCUCCGAUAGUAAUAUAUAGGGAAUGAGAAACAAAUAAAAUAACAUUUUAAAACAUUGAUGCUUUGCUCAAAAUCACAAAAUAUUGAUUGUAUACUAAUGCAACAUUCUGGAAGUUUAGAUAAGUUAGACAAAAAUGCAAAAAAAAAAAAAAAAAGAAAGAAAGAAAAAAAAAAGCUUUUCUUGCAUACUUGUAAGUGCAUGCAAGUAUUUGCAUUUUCUAAUAAAAUAAAUGCUGAUAAAUCAUUUGCUAAUUACAUACUAAUAGAAUGGAAUAAGCAAAGAGCAUAAAAUAUAUUAUUUAUAUCAAUUCUUGCAAAAAAAAGGUGCAUGCCAUAUGCAUAAUAUGCAAUGCACAAGGUAUAAUCGCCAAAAAAAGUAUCAAAUACGGGCGUCUAUUCAACAGGUAUCGGAGAUAUGCACUUACCGAAAAUAUUAGAUUCUCUUUAUUCUGAUAAAUCCACGAAACAAAAUGAUAAACUCCAUUUGUAUCUCGUUAGAACUUUACAAAACGUUCUCAUUCCAUUAUACAGACUGCGACACACUUCACCCGUGCCAAACAGUGUGUCUUCAAUCAGGGGAGAUGUCGGCGUCGAAAAUUUUUCCUGUAUUGAAUGCUUGUCUGGUCGAGGUUUUGCAGUUUAUAGAAAUGGAGAAUCUAAUAUCUGGUUGGAUAUAUUGCGUGCACAAUUCAAAAUUUCUCGAUGAUCAUAUACAAACUUGGAUUUACAAAUAAGGGAAUAAUGAUCGAAAAUAUACAUCUGUGUGCAAAUGCGUGUAUUACAUUUGCAAUCCAUAAUAAACAGUUCAUUACACAAAGACACAUAUGAAAGGAAAUUUAUAAACGAAAAUAUAGUUUUGUUGUUUCUUUUGGAACCACAUAAUUAUUUACGGUCUCUGUAUGUCCAUAUUCAUUGAGAGAGAGAGAGAGAGAGAGAGAGAGAGAGAGAGAGAGAGAGAGAG
Molecule: messenger RNA, 2228 nt
Organism: Ostrea edulis (European flat oyster)
Lineage: Eukaryota; Metazoa; Mollusca; Bivalvia; Ostreida; Ostreidae
Exons: 5
Coding region: 80-619 (179 amino acids)
Source: RefSeq, a predicted model, not a curated record